CUUACCUGCAGCCUAUGACUCUGCUGGGCAGCACAGCACGGGCUGCAGCGUGUCACCUGAGUUGGGAGACAGGAGCAUGGAGAAGGCCUUGGAGGAAGGGAAGUUGCGGGAGGUCUCUGUGGUCAGGGAGACCCUGGAGGUAGCGUGCAGUGCUAAGGUGAGCGUUGCGGUGACAGGGGACUCCGGCAAUGGCAUGUCCCCCUUCGUCAAUGUGCUGAGGGGCCUCGGGCACGAGGAGGAGACCUCAGCUCCCACUGGGGUGGUGAGGACCACCCAGAGUCCCACCAGCUACUCAUCCUCCUGCCUUCCCAAUGUGAUGCCGUGGGACCUUCCCAGCAUGGGGGCUGCUGCGCAAAGCCUGGAGAACCAUCUGGGGGAGAUGCCGUUCAGCCAAACCUCUUUAUCAUCACGGCAUCCGAGCAAGUUAAGCAUGAAUCACGUGAGACUCGCCAAAACCAUCCAAGGCCUGGGAAAGAGGUUCUCCAUCGUGUGGGCCAAGCUGGAUAGGGACCUGAGCACGAGUAUCCUCUCAGAGGACCAGCUUCUGCAGAACAUCCGGGGGUAUAUCAGGGAAAAUCUCCAGAAGAGGGGGAUAUGUGAACCCCCCACAUUCCUGGUGUCCAACCUCGAACCUUCAUUGCAUGACUUCCCAGAGCUGAGAGACACAUUGUGGUUGUGCAGUGACCUCUCUGACAUCAGGCCACCAGGCCUUAAAAAACUGUCCCACACCUGCGAGAACAUCAUUAACAACAAAGUGGCCUCUCUGCAGGAGAAAAUGGCCUCAAAGCCUUUCCCAGGACCAGGCAUCCAGGACUCAGAUGACUUGGGGAAGUGUCAAGCCUACCGCCUGUUCUUUGGGGUGAAUGAUGAGUCUCUCCAGCAGGUGGCCCAGACCCUGGGGACUUCCUUGGAGGAGUACAGGGCUGCCAUGAAGUCCCAAGAUCUGCUCACUGUCCUCUCAGAAAAGUGGACACCUCCUUCGAUGUAUUAUAAGGCAGCCUCUUCUUUACAUUCAGUCCUUAAUUACUUCUGGCUCUUGGGUGACCCUGUUGCCCAGCACCUCAGAGAGGGGAGACACCGAUACCUCCUUGAAGGAGUUGCCAAGGACACCAAGAACAUCCUGAGGGAUGUCCUGACAGACUCCACUGUCUGAAGAGCUGGCGGUUCUGCAGGCGGCUUCUUGGGUGAAUCAGGGCGUCUGG
This is a messenger RNA of Manis javanica (Malayan pangolin), 1202 nucleotides long. Its product is annotated as immunity-related GTPase family M protein. The record is from RefSeq and is a predicted model, not a curated record. Lineage: Eukaryota; Metazoa; Chordata; Mammalia; Pholidota; Manidae. Gene Ontology annotation, biological process: autophagosome assembly; cellular response to interferon-beta; innate immune response. Gene Ontology annotation, cellular component: endoplasmic reticulum membrane. Gene Ontology annotation, molecular function: GTP binding; GTPase activity.